Molecule: messenger RNA, 3960 nt
Organism: Cornus florida
Lineage: Eukaryota; Viridiplantae; Streptophyta; Magnoliopsida; Cornales; Cornaceae
Exons: 15
Coding region: 302-3460 (1052 amino acids)
Molecular function (GO): phosphatidylinositol binding
Source: RefSeq, a predicted model, not a curated record
GUUUUUUCAUGUGUGUACCUCUCUCACCCAAGAAAGAGGACCAACUCUAGAGAGAGAACCAGAAAGAACAAGAAAACAGCGCAGGAGAAAGAAAUGAAACUCCUGGUUACUUGCUGAUUAGGUCUAUAUUUCCCACCAAACAAACAGACACACAAAUCGUGGCUCUUUUAGGUCUUAUUAAGGUUCUUCCUGUAAAAACGAUCGAUACGGAUUUCCAAGGGUUUGAAACUGAGGGUUUGAUCGGAACACCGAUUUUUCUUUGAAUUCAAAGCGCAUAAGAUUUAGGGUUUCUUUUGAUGCAAUGAAGGCAAUGGAGACCUUGCAAGAUCUAAUCGAAGAAGCAAAGGUUCGAACAGUUUGGUGGGCUCUUUGUAUCUUCGCGAUAUCUUACUUCUUGACAAACACAAGUAAAUCAAUGUGGAUGAAUAUUCCUAUAUCAAUCCUCUUGGUUUCUGCAUUGCGGAUUUUACUUAAUGAGGUGGAGUUCCGUUGGAAGGUCCGGAAAGUUCAUAAACAAACAUAUUUGUCACAUUUAGAGAAGAAGCAAUUGUCUGUGAAUGACUCUCGUCUUUCUACAAUGCCACCCCCGCCAAAAUGGAAGAGGAAAAUUGACUCUCCUCUUGUUGAGGCUGCAAUGGAGGAGUUUAUUAACAAGCUUUUGAAAGAUUUUGUGGUAGAUUUGUGGUAUUCAGAUAUCACACCCGACAAGGAGGCCCCUGAGCUAAUACAUGCAAUAAUAAUGGAUGUUCUUGGUGAAAUAUCUGGAAGAAUCAAAGAGAUAAACCUUGUUGACUUGUUGACAAGGGAUAUAGUUGACUUAGUAGGCGAUCAUCUAGACCUUUUCAGAAGAAACCAAGCUGCUAUUGGUGUGGACGUUAUGGGAACCCUGUCGUCAGAAGAGAGGGAUGAAAGAUUGAAACAUCAUCUUAUGGAUUCUAAGGAGCUUCACCCUGCAUUGAUAUCUCCAGAGUGUGAGUACAAGGUUCUUCAGCAGCUUAUUGGUGGAAUGAUAGCUACAGUGCUAAGACCACGAGAAUCCCAGUGCCCCCUUGUUCGAUGCAUUGCACGAGAGCUUGUAACUUGCUUGGUGAUGCAACCAGUUAUGAAUUUUGCAAGCCCUGGGUACAUUAACGAGUUGAUUGAAUACAUUUUCCUUGCUAAUAAAGAUGAUGAGAGUAAAGAUGUAGGUGAUUAUCAGUCACCUAAUUUAAUGGAUCAUAAACAUGACCGUGCUGUUGCUGCAUAUGGUGUAGAAAAUGGUGAAUCUACUUCGAGGAAAAACGCAUCUUCCUACAAUCAAGGCACUGAUACGAUGUUGUCUAGAACAGAAAAUCAGAGAGAUACAACCUUCAAUGCUUCAGGAAAUUCCUUUUCUAAUACAGUUUGUGAAGAACUUGCGCAGCCACGGGCAGCUGACUGGGCACGAGUGCUGGAUGCAGCAACCCAGAGAAGAACAGAAGUUCUUAUGCCUGAAAACCUCGAGAACUUGUGGACCAAAGGAAGAAACUAUAAAAAGAAGGCUCAGAAGAAUGCUAAAGCAGGACUUCAGGCACCUUUUACAAAAGGCUCAGAAAUAAACAAGGCAAUACCUACAAAAAGUUCGGGUAAAGAAGUGUCAAUGCACAGGCCUGAAAUUCUUACUGGAAUGGAAGAUAAAGCUCUGUUGCAGUUACCACCAAGGUCGCGCCCAGUUUCUCAACAAAGUGAUGGGAACUAUGAUGGGGCACAUGUGUCUCAGAAUCUGAACAAGAAUCCAUCUUCCGAGAGGGGGUGUCUUGAUGAUAAAUUGGAGGAUUUCACUUCUCUCACUGCUAAUGGAAGGCUUAAAAGAUCAAAUAGCACUUCUGCUUUAAAAGUUGAACCUAAUAUGGAUAAAGCAGUCACAGGUGAUGGUGGUGGAUCCAUUAUCACAGAGUUCUACAGCCCAGAUUUUGACAGACGAGUGCAUAGCAUUACAAGUGCUACGAAUAUGGUGUCCUGUGAUGACGGAUUACAUGGCCCAAAGCUUAGGUGCCGGGUUAUAGGAGCAUACUUUGAGAAACUUGGGUCAAAAUCUUUUGCAGUUUAUUCAAUUGCAGUGACAGAUGCAGAUAAAAACACUUGGUUUGUGAAAAGAAGGUACAGGAAUUUUGAGAGGUUGCAUCGACAUCUUAAGGAAAUUCCUAAUUAUACAUUACACUUGCCACCCAAAAGGAUAUUCUCCUCGAGCACAGAGGAUGCUUUUGUUCAUCAGCGCUGCAUUCAGCUUGACAAAUAUCUGCAAGAUCUCUUGUCAAUAGCUAACGUUGCUGAACAACAUGAAGUGUGGGAUUUUUUGAGUGAUUCCUCAAAGAACUACUCGUUUGGAAAAUCUUCCUCGGUGAUGAGAACUCUAGCAGUGAAUGUGGAUGAUGCUAUGGAUGAUAUAGUACGUCAAUUCAAAGGGGUUUCAGAUGGCUUAGUGCGGAAAGUCGUUGGCUCAACUUCCUCUCAGUAUGAGGCAGCUUCUUCAAUUUCAUACAGGAACCUGUCAAUUAAUGCAGAUGAGACAAAUAAACACGUUUCAUGGCAAAAUUCCGCAGAAUCAGCAAAAAGCUUUUCUGACCUUGAGGAAGGUGAUAAUAAUGAGACCCAUGACCAUGAGGAAGUAGGGUCUAGUGCACAAGCUAAUGGGUGGCAUUCCGACAAUGAGUUGAACUCGAGGGGGUUCCCUCCUCGGGUGGUUAAACGCGGUGUAGAUUUGAGAAUUUUAAAUUCCGAGAAGGAACAUAAAUCAGAGAUGAUAUCCAAAUCAAUCUGCCUGGGCGAGUUGGCAAGUUCCCUGGUCACCUCUGAUCGCCUGGAGGAUCCGGUUGAAGUUCCACCAGAGUGGACACCACCAAAGUUAAGCGUACCUGUGUUGAAUUUAGUUGAUAAGAUGUUUCAGCUUAAGAGAAGAGGCUGGCUAAGAAGACAGGUGUUUUGGAUAUCAAAACAAAUAUUGCAGUUAAUGAUGGAAGAUGCCAUUGACGACUGGCUCUUGAGGCAAAUUCAGUGUCUCCGCAGGGAAGAUAUUAUUGCUCAAGGGAUUCGGUGGGUCCAAAAUGUUCUCUGGCCUGAUGGCACCUUUUUUCUGAAAUUAACUACUCAAAGUGAAGUGGAUGAUUGUCAACCUAACCAGAGAUUAUUCCAAGACACAAGCCACUCAACUGGCAGUAGGGUCUAUAAACCCGGGUCUUUUGAGCAAAAACUUGAGGCGGCUCGUAGAGCUAGUGAUGUCAAGAAGAUGAUCUUCAAUGGAUCUCCAACUGCUCUGGUCAGCUUGAUAGGGCAGAAGCAGUACAAGCGUUGUGCAAAAGACAUAUAUUAUUUCCUCCAGUCUGAAGUCUGUUUGAAGCAACUUGCAUAUGGAAUACUUGAAUUGAUACUCAUAUCAGUCUUCCCCGAGCUGCGGGAUCUCCUGCUGGAUGUUCACAAGAAGAUGCGUGUUAAACCUGUAUAGGCAGUUGACGAGUUUUAACUUUUUUCACAUACAGCUACUCCAUUCGAGAUUGGGAUGAUUAACUUCCCAACUAUAAUGAGGCUCAAAAUGUCGUCUUAAUUCAAGUUUUGCCAAGGUCACAUGAUUUUCGCCCGUUAGUUUCCACGGGUUUUACUGGCUUUCUUUUCCUUUUUUUUUUUUUUUCUGUUUUUUUUUUUUUUUUUUUUUUUUUUUUUUUUUUUUUUUUUUUCACCCCGAUCCAGUAGUGUUCAUUUUACAAACGACGGGAUCCAUCUCUAAAAGUGUGUAAAUUUUUCUCUGGUAUGUUGAUAACACCUUCCCUCUCUGCCUCUCAUUCUAAGUGUGUACAGAAAAUCUACAUUUACAAUCUGUACAGAAGUCAUCUUUGGUGUAACACUAUCUACUCCAGCAGUUGACCUGGAUUUUGCAUCGAUUUGUGUGGUUAAUUGUUGGAGGGAGAGUGAAAGAAUUCACAAGCAGUUAUAGUCUCUCUUCUUUCA